ACCGGAGGCGGAGGCUACAAGGAGAGCGCCGGUUCCUUACGCAGACCAAGGAGUCUCCCUUCCGAGAUCGGACCUAACUGAGACCUGAGCGGCGGUUUUCUUUUUACGCCUCAACUUUCACUUUACGCACGUUUCUAAACCCGACGGAAUCUCAUCCGUGGGAGGUCUGUUUUCUCAGCCUUUUUACGCAAGAACUGCGUUUUGGAAAAACGUCGAUUCGGGACUUUACGCAGUUUUACAACCACGUUCAACCUCUCCACGGGACAACAGGGGAGAGUGGAUGAGUGUUCGUGCUGGUGUUCAGUGUGUGUGGGGAGAGACUGAGCCAAGGCGACCUUCCACACACAGCCGGGACACGCAGGUGAAACCAGGGGCGUCUUUUUUUGGCACAAACUCAUCCAGGGGCUCAGGGCAGAAGCAGGUCGAUUUUACGCCUGCAGGACCUCACCGAGAUGCGGGGAUUGGUGACGAAGUUGAACCCAAACACCGCUGCGAAGCGCGUGAGACGCUCGCGGGAGUGGAGGUCGGACUGAACCACGGCGGAGCUGCUGUGGAGUCGUGCGUAAAAAGCAGCCGCUCGGACAGGAAGUGAAGUAAUUGUUAUUAAAACCUCAUCCCUCAUUUCCAUAUCUGGUGCGAGGUGGCUGGAGCGCAGCCAAUCACCCGGCGAAGGGCAGCGAGAGUCGUAAAAGCAUCAUCCUCUUCCUCCAUCAUAAUUACACUGACAUGCGCAAUCUGCACUCGGGCAUCAGCACCAGCCGCCGCUCGCCUAUUUCACCGACCCCGCUCCCCCCGGAGGGUCCCAGUCGCUGCUCGUAGAUGCCCCGGCGGAAGGCAGCGGCGAGUCGCACAGAGAGAUCAACAUGUCCCGGCGCAAACAGGCCAAGCCCCAGCACCUCGGGUCCGACGAGGAGGCGACACGCUCCGGACGCGUCUGCAGCGAUGGCAUCACGGGAGGCAUGGAGAGAGAGGAGACGAAUGGAGGCUGCCACAGCAGAGAGGACACGCACAUCUGUGACAAAUGCUGUGCUGAGUUCUUCUCUUGGACGGAACUGAGCGACCAUCAGAAAGUCUGCACUGAGGAUCCGCUGGUGCUGAUAGUUAAGGACAGUGAAGGGACGCCUGCUCCUGAGGAAUCUCCUGCGGGACCCUCUCCGGUUCCGAGCCUUUCGUCCAGUGGCUCGUCCCCAGGAGAGUCCAGCGACGCAGGCUUUGAGCUGGUGAACGACGACAGUCUGGAUCAUUUAGAGGAAAGCAGGGAGCAGGAUGAAGCCAUGGAGCUCGAGCUUUGCCCACAGGACAAAUUCACCUGCAGCCCUCAGCCUCCAGACUCAGUCGAGCCCUCGUCUGCCCAGGUGUCGGCCGCCGACAGCUACAGCAUGCCCGGCACGAAUGUGACGCUGGAGAUCCUUCACAGCACCCGAGUGGCCGUAGCCCAGUUCUCCCAGGGGAUCAACGGCAGCGGUGUGGGAGGGAAGGCAGCCUCGGCGGCCAUCCCGGUGAUCCUGGAGCACCUGCUGGCUCUGCAGCAACAACAGGUCCAUCAGCUGCAGCUUAUUGAGCAGAUCUGCAGCCAGGUGGCCGUCAUGAACAGACAACCAACACAAGCUGCGUUAAACCCAGGCUCCAGGUCCCGGUCUCUGACACAGAAACCCUUCUCCUCUCAAGGCAUCAACCCUCCUCCCAUCCUGGCUCUGUCAGGAUCAACUCCCUCCUCCGUUAAUGGACGGGCGGCGGUUUCUUUGUCAUCCAUGCUUGAAAAGUCACAAAAUAUCCCCCCACUAACUGUGUGUGGGAAGUCCACCUUCAGAGACGUUACAUGUACCUCAGCCUCCUCAGAAACUCCAUCUCUGUCCAGCAGCAGCAGCAGCAUCCCCACGUUACUGCCUCCUUACACAGGCUCACACACCAGCAGCCUCAGCUGCACUCAGACACUGAGCUCUUCCAGUCCACUGUCCCUGGGGCAGAGCAGCCUCCUCAGCUCAUCCUCCAACCUGCCAUUUCUACCUCAGAGCCCCCCCAGCAGUGUAAUCUUCCCCAAUCCGUUGGCGAGCAUCGCUGCCACAGCUAAUGCACUUGACCCCCUUGCAGCCCUGAUGAAGCACAGGAAAGGGAAACUGUCUAGCGUCUCCUUGUUUGAAACGAAGCCCAGCCCGGAGGAACCCUUCUUCAAGCAUAAAUGCAGGUUCUGUGCCAAAGUGUUUGGCAGCGACAGCGCUCUGCAGAUCCACCUGCGCUCGCAUACAGGAGAGCGGCCCUUCAAAUGCAACAUCUGCGGCAAUCGCUUUUCCACUAAAGGGAACUUAAAGGUGCACUUCCAGAGGCAUAAAGAGAAGUAUCCUCAUGUGCAGAUGAACCCCUACCCGGUGCCAGAGUAUCUAGACAACGUGCCAACAAGUUCUGGGAUUCCCUAUGGAAUGUCCCUCCCUCCAGAAAAACCCGUCACCUCAUGGCUUGAUAGCAAACCUGUUGUAGCAACUCUGCCGGCCACCAUGGGUCUUCCGCUGUCCUCCACUAUUACCAGUAUCGGAGGCUCAAAUGACCCUGUAAGUGUAACACCAUCCGUUAGGUCUCCCUACCAGCCAUCUCCUGGUGAAUGUGUGUCUUUGUCACCUAACCACAGAGGCAGCGAGGCUCAUUUCUCUCCUGUUUCAGAGUCUCCACUGUCUAACCUGGAGAAGGAAGCAUCUAAUAUACCGAAAACAGAGGGAGUACACCUGCCUCAGAGCUGCACCCUGAGGCUGAGAGCCACCCCAGUGACAGAAACAACCAGCUCCACAAUCCCAUCUGUGGCCACUACACCCGAACCCGUCACCCCAGCGUCGCCCGACCCCAAUUCCCCGCCACUGUCGCUCAACUCUGAGGAAACUAAAUUCCCUUCACUGGGUCUCUUUGAUUCUAUGCAAACCUCUGAAACCUCAAAGCUUCAGCAGCUGGUGGAGAGUAUCGACAAAAAGAUCACGGACCCCAACCAGUGCGUGCUCUGUCACCGUGUCCUCAGCUGUCAGAGUGCGCUGAAGAUGCACUAUCGCAUUCACACCGGGGAGAGGCCCUUUAAAUGCAAAGUGUGCGGCAGGGCUUUCACCACCAAAGGUAACCUGAAGACGCACAUCGGCGUUCACAGAGAAAAUCCUCCGGUCCUGGUGCAACACUCGUGUCCCAUUUGCCAGAAGAAGUUCACCAACGCCGUUGUUCUUCAGCAGCAUAUCCGCAUGCACAUGGUCGGGCAGAUUCCAGACUCGACCCUCGUGGACGGGCUGCAGGAGAUGGACAGCGACACCUCCAUCAACGGGAAGAACUUUGACAGCCUCAGCAGCAACAGCAAUGACUUUAUUGAUGACAUUUCAAUGGAGGAUGAUAUUGAGGAGGAAGAGGUGGAAAAUAUGAGGGAAGACGGGAGUCCCUCUCGACCGUUGAUCUCUGAUUGCAACUCUCCUCCCAGGUCGUUUGCCAUCGUUUCAAGUUUAGCAGCUCUGGAGAACCAAAUGAGGAUGAUUGACUCGACUGUAAACCUAAACCACUGCUUCAGUAUGAAACCCCUGACAAAUGGUUUUAACGACGGCAGCCAACUGAACAUUAAAUGUACUUUAUCGGAGAAAAGGUUGGGAAACUCCAGCCCGAACGUGUCAGAAUCCUCCUGCUCGCCUCGUGCACCCGAGUCUCCCAUUCGAAGCAACUCAGAGGGAAUGACGAUCAAAUCUCCUGCAGUGAAAAGCCACAGGCCAGAAUCCCAGGAGCCGUUGGCAGCGUCGGUGAAGAGAGAGGAGUCUGAGUCUCCCACCUCUGCAGCGGCUCAGGGGCGGAGAGGAACACAAGCUGGAAAACUGUGUGUGAAAGAAGAGACUCCGUACAGUUUGUCUUUCCAGCUGAGCAGAGACAGAGGUCAGACCCUCCCCAGCCUGGUCACCAGCACAUCAUCAGCCGCCAUAAAAACCGAGGUGAACGGUCACAGUCACCGGAACAACACGCCCGAAGGUCAGCACCCGCCGUUCAGCGUCCACAUCCCCCCGGCUUAUCCGUCCGUCGGCAGCCCAGCGAUGACGUCCCUGCUCGGCCCCGCGCCGCCUCGACGGCCGCCGAAGCAGCACAACUGCAACGCCUGUGGGAAGAACUUCUCGUCAGCCAGCGCUCUGCAGAUUCACGAGCGCACGCACACCGGAGAGAAACCGUUCGUCUGCUCCAUCUGCGGCAGAGCGUUCACCACUAAAGGCAAUCUGAAGGUUCACAUGGGAACUCACAUGUGGAACAACGCACCAGCCCGGAGAGGCAGGCGGCUGUCGGUGGAGAACCCCAUGGCCCUGCUGGGCGGGGAGGCCCUGAAGUUCGGCGAGAUGUUCCAGAAGGACCUGGCAGCUCGGGCCAUGAACGUAGACUCCGGAUUUUGGAACCGCUACGCCACAGCGAUCACCAACAGCCUGGCCAUGAAGAACAACGAGAUCUCGGUGAUCCAGAACAGAGGCCUCUCUCAGCUUCACCCUCUGAGUGCAGGCAUGGACAGAGUGAGCGCCGCAGGAAGCCCCAUAACCAGUCUCACCAAGACGAGCAUGGACAGACAUUUCUCUAUGCUGAUUGAUGACAGCAAAGAAAUUGGAAUAAAUUGAUUUAAAGCUGAGUGGUGAUGAAAUAUGCAAACUGUUAAGGACGUUGAGAUAUUUGUAAAACAUCUUCUUUGUUCUUAUGUAUUAUAUAUAGACUUAAAAAAAAGAACUUUUAUCAAUUGACAGAGAAAUAGUAGGAUAUUCACAUUUUGCAAAUUUACUUUGCAGUCAUUUUGUGGAUGUUUUUUUCUAUACAUUAAGACGCUGUUUAACUCGUACCUGAGAAUUCCUUCGGUGCUUGGACGAGCGGUUGCUCAAAAGAAGGGAACGUGUGUUCAGAUCAAUGAUGCAAAGAGUCUGCUCUCUCUCUCUCUCUCUCUCCUCCGGACAGCUGCCCAAUGCUGCUAGCUGGUGCAAAGCACAAAGUAUGCUCAUGAGUACCCACAAUCCCACACUGCGAUGGUCUGUCGUCAAUGUUAUGGUGAGAGAUUCUUAAACAAACAGUUGGACCGAAUAAAGAAAUAGAACAAA
This is a messenger RNA of Hippoglossus stenolepis (Pacific halibut), 5069 nucleotides long. It is a transcript of the gene sall3b, whose product is annotated as spalt-like transcription factor 3b. Gene Ontology annotation, molecular function: DNA-binding transcription factor activity, RNA polymerase II-specific; RNA polymerase II cis-regulatory region sequence-specific DNA binding. The record is from RefSeq and is a predicted model, not a curated record. Gene Ontology annotation, cellular component: nucleus. The transcript has 4 exons. NCBI's taxonomy places the organism in Eukaryota, Metazoa, Chordata, Actinopteri, Pleuronectiformes, Pleuronectidae. Gene Ontology annotation, biological process: regulation of transcription by RNA polymerase II. Bases 864 to 4601 code for a protein of 1245 amino acids.